This is a messenger RNA of Strongylus vulgaris, 354 nucleotides long. Lineage: Eukaryota; Metazoa; Nematoda; Chromadorea; Rhabditida; Strongylidae. The record is from the annotation of a GenBank genome assembly.
AUGCCUAUCUCAAUCUGCGAUGGCGAAGACUCACGGGAACAAUGCUGCGGUUCACCAUGUUCUGAGUUGUCCGAUAUGGAAAAACGUCGAAUUAAUCGUCAGUUGUUUCUGGCUUUUCCACCCGAAGAGGCUCGUCAUUCCGGACAGCGUAUGUUUAUUUUCUUACGAGGAUACGAUAGCCUUGUUGGAGAAAAUAUCGAAGAAAGGCGGGCUUUUCCACCUGAAGAGGCUCGUCAUUCCGGACAGCGUAUGUUUGUUUUCUUACGAGGAUACGAUAGCCUUGUUGGAGAAAAUAUCGAAGAAAGGCGGGUUAUAUGGCAUCACUUCGUUUUUCUGCGUUUUAUCUUUUUUUAA